This is a messenger RNA of Aethina tumida (small hive beetle), 1173 nucleotides long. RefSeq names its product corepressor interacting with RBPJ 1. Gene Ontology annotation, biological process: negative regulation of transcription by RNA polymerase II; negative regulation of cyclin-dependent protein serine/threonine kinase activity. The transcript has a single exon. Gene Ontology annotation, cellular component: nucleoplasm; cytoplasm; nucleus. The record is from RefSeq and is a predicted model, not a curated record. The coding region runs from base 154 to 927 and encodes 257 amino acids. Gene Ontology annotation, molecular function: 7SK snRNA binding; cyclin-dependent protein serine/threonine kinase inhibitor activity. NCBI's taxonomy places the organism in Eukaryota, Metazoa, Arthropoda, Insecta, Coleoptera, Nitidulidae.
ACAGAAAUCUGCAGCGCGUUUAAUUUUCCUUUAUUUCGUUUUCAAACAUUUUCCGAUGAAAUUUGUAUCACGUUUAAUACAAAUACAAAUACGUUAUACGUAUUUCGUUGUAUAGAAAUGUGAAAGGGGCACGUAUAAAUGUAAAGUGCAGAAAUGGACUGCGUGUCGGGCGGGUGUAGGUGUUCUGUGGUCGCACACACCGCACACACCGCACACACAGCACAGACAGACAGACAGACAAACAGUUUCCUGCAUUGCCUCCUCGUUCAGUCUGUGAUGAAAAAAUCGAGAAUGACGGACCAGCCGAAAACGCGUAAGAGAACGAGACGCGGUAAAAAGCGGCGAUUUCCCUUCACCGCCAACCUAAAUCUAAACCUGAACGUGAACAUUCCCGAGGCGCCUCACAAUGACAAUCAGUUUCUGAUCGAGGACCACAACGACAUCAUCGACAUCAACCUGAGCGACGAGAGUUUCCUGCGAAGAGACUUCGACGAUCAGUACGAGAAUGUGUUGACGGAAAGGUUGAAUUGCAUGUCGAAGCAGGAGUUGGUGGAGGAAUGUUUGCGAUUGGAACAAACGGUCAAUCAACAGGGACGCAAGAUCAAAGGGCUGAAGAAGGAGAACGAAGUGCUGAAGAUGCGCAUGGAGGAGAUGAAGAACAGCAGCAGCACGAGCAGGAGCAGGAGCAACAGCAGCAGCAGCAGCAGCAGUAGCAGCAGCAGCAGCGCCAGUGCCAGUUCUAGUGACGAACAGACUGAGGAACAAGUGUUGAGUGAUGAGAAAAAAGUGAUAAGUGAACAAGAGACAAUGUCGAUUGAUGAACAAAAAAAAUGCGCGAUAGAAGAGGAAAAAGUGCCGAUCGAAGAGACCAAAGUGAUUGACGAACCAAUUCAAUUAACCAAUGACAAUUGUGUUAAAGAAACUUGAAAACUUUACGUUUUUUGUGACAUUCCUCUUUUUAUUUGAAUCGUGUAUCAUUCUAGUUUUUGUUUGUCUCGAUUAUAAUUAUAAUUUAUUUACACACAGAUUUAAUGGAAUUAGUUUUGUAAUUUAUAAAAGUAAAAAAGACUGCUUUAUUUUUAUUGACGAUAUUUUGUAAAAAAAAAACAAGUAAAAUUUUUAUUGUUUGUUUAAUAAAUGCGAAAAUAAUAAAACAUGCACGUUUUUUAAAAA